Messenger RNA from Brachypodium distachyon (stiff brome), 1556 nucleotides. RefSeq names its product protein TIFY 6a. The record is from RefSeq and is a predicted model, not a curated record. NCBI's taxonomy places the organism in Eukaryota, Viridiplantae, Streptophyta, Magnoliopsida, Poales, Poaceae. Gene Ontology annotation, biological process: response to wounding; regulation of jasmonic acid mediated signaling pathway; regulation of defense response. Gene Ontology annotation, cellular component: nucleus. The coding region runs from base 138 to 1085 and encodes 315 amino acids. The transcript has 6 exons.
UCGAUCGCCGAAGCACAUACAAGUACGUUCGCUGCUCCUCCAACAGAUUCGAUCGAUCCAUCUUCGUUAAUUCAUUCCUCGAUCGGUCACCACCGCCGGCGGAGAAAGCCGUUCGUUAGCUACGGCGCAGAUCGUGUAUGGAGAUGGAUUUCCUGGGCCCCCACUCGGUGCUGCAGCCGCGACGCGGAGGCGGCGGCGGCGGCGGCGACGACCAGCCGCAGCAGCCCUGCCCCCCAUGGCGUCUCGCUGCCCCGACUCCGAUGAUGAUGAUGACGCCGCAGCCGCCGCGCCCGAAUCCGGACAUGAUGCCGCCGACGGCGACUUAUCAUCAUCAGAUUCAUCACUGGAAGCAGCAGCAGCACCCGUCUUUCAGUCAGGUAGCAACGCGCGUCCCUCCGCCGUCACCGCCGGAGCCCGGCCGCGCGGUCGCCGCGCCGGCGUUUCAAUGCGCCAUUCCACCGGCCUCGUAUCACUCCACGACCGCCGCUCUCAGAUCGAUGGGUGAGGCGAACCCGUUCCGAGUGCCAAACUGCAGCCCGCAGCCUGACCCCGCCGCGCAGCUCACCGUCUUCUACGCCGGCUCCGUGCGCGUCUUCGACAACGUCUCCAGGGAAAAGGCCGAGCAUAUCAUGUUCAUGGCCGCCAAGGCCGCGGCACAAGCAGCGGCAGGCGGCAGCGGCGGCCCUCCUGUCCGCCGGCGAUCCGAACCUUCCGAUGGAAGCAGAAGCGGCAGCAGACAGGCGGCGUCAUUGGCCAGGGCUUGCAGCGAUCCAGUGCUGCUGACCCCGCACGCCGUGCUCGGUUUUGGCGACCACGCUUCGGAUCAAGACUUGUUCUUGCCUAGAGAUGUCCCGCUGGCUAGGAGUGCGUCCCUUGCCCGCUUCCUGGAGAGACGCAAGCAAAGGGCGGCAAAUGCAGCAGCAGGUCCCUACUCUCGCCGGGACAUUUCUCCGGGUAGCAAUAGCAUGGACAUCUUCACGGCCGUUUCACCGGCAAACACAUCGCCCGAGCUGUCAUGGUUCUUGGGAGAUGGGACGGGCAUGAACGGCUACGAGGAGGCGCCGGACACGGAGCUGAAGAUGUAGGAGCUGAGCUGCUACUGUCAGAGAGGAGCCUCAUGCAUGUGCAAAGGAUAUCGGCCGGCGGAUUUCGUUUACAAUAACAACCCCAUGCAUAUAUAUGCAUGUCCCUCUCUCGCUAAAUCUAGCCCCAGUUUUGUAUCCAGUCGGGCUGGAUGCUGUUAUUGAGCUGAUCAUCAAAACCUUUUUUUAGUGCAUUAGGUGCCCACAGGAGCUUAACACAUAGGAGGCUUCUUUCAGUUUUGAGAGAACUUGGGUUCAGGUGUUUGCUGAAAACAUUGUCAACCCCACGAAGAAAACCGAUUUAGCUAAUCAGCCCGAAUUUUGUAUCCAGUCGGGUGGAUUGUUUUUGAGUUCAUGACAAACUUUUUGGUGCAUUCGAUGGCAAGAACUUGAUGGCAUAGGCUCCUUCUUUCAUUCCCUUUUUUGAAAUGUGUUCUUUCAUUUCUCAGUGAACAUUAGGUGGUUCAGAAACGA